Messenger RNA from Microsporum canis CBS 113480, 3216 nucleotides. Its product is annotated as WD repeat protein. The record is from RefSeq and is a predicted model, not a curated record. The coding region runs from base 1 to 3216 and encodes 1071 amino acids. NCBI's taxonomy places the organism in Eukaryota, Fungi, Ascomycota, Eurotiomycetes, Onygenales, Arthrodermataceae. The transcript has 8 exons. Gene Ontology annotation, molecular function: protein binding.
AUGGCGGAUGUUAUAUUAGACGCUGCGGCCACACAACGGGGUGAGACAUCAGACGCCCUACGGCGAGGUUCGGGGAGUAUAGACCGGGCGACUAUCGCGAAUCAACCGAGACGAGUAGUAGCUGGGGAUGCAAGCUCGACGAAUGACGGUUCCAUCUAUGCGAACAGCCACCAGAAUCCCAACCCCGAAACCCUGAAGGAUGUCAGCCCACGGCCUCAGCCAAACACCACAGGCUCAAGCUUGAGAACACAGAUAUCGCAGAUUUCGGUAUCGGGGCGCCAAAAACAAUUAUCUGGCCCUCCAGUAUCACUCUCCCGCUACGAUGCACAGGAUCAGUCGCCUAUCGACCCUUUAUCACAGCACAUCUUGAAAAGAACAAACACGGAGAAAUCCCUCUCCGUAAGGGCCAGGCCUAGACUCUCUUUCGAAACAGAACCACUGGCUUUAGAGGGCCACCUACCACGUCUAUCCGAGGACGGGUCAUCCGCUACUAGGCCCGAUGCUGGUGCGGGGCAGGCGCAGACUAAGGACAAGAAGAAGGGAGUUUCAUUCCUAAGUCGGAUAAUUGGGGGGAAGAGAAAGGGAUCAGUCUCCAAAUCAAAGGAUGACAUUUCAGAGUUGGACGAGCAACGAACAACUGGCUUAGAUACUGAGGUCUUUGCACACCCAGUAGGCUAUAUACCGCGGUACCCACCCCCGCCAAAGUAUAUUAAAGUACGAUCGAAGUACGCAAAGAAAAGGGCAUUCGAUCGAUUGUUUCUUGCCCAAGAGCUCCGAGGAGCUCUACCGGAGGCUGAGAUGGACUCGGCAGUAUCUGAAACGAACGCAAAUGGCAACAAGGCAGUAUGGGCCGCAGAGUUCUCUAAAAAUGGAAGAUACCUUGCCGUUGCAGGACAGGAUAAGCGAGUUCGAGUAUGGGCUAUUAUUUCAAAAGCAGAGGACAGACAUGCGCACGAAACCGAAGAAGAAGAAAGAAAUGGCCAGGCAGCUGUGAGGUUAAGUGCACCUGUUUUUAAAACGCAUCCCAUUCGGUUAUAUGAAGGCCAUAUUGCCAGUAUUGUUGAUUUGAGUUGGAGCAAGAAUGAUUUUCUGCUCACUACAUCAAUGGACAAAACUGUGCGCCUAUGGCAUGUUUCGCGAGAUGAAUGCCUGUGUUGUUUUAAGCACGCCGAUUUCGUCACAUCCAUUGAAUUUCAUCCCCGUGAUGACCGUUUUUUCCUUGCUGGCUCGUUGGACUGCAAAUUACGGUUAUGGAGCAUCCCUGACAAGGCAGUUGCCUAUUGUGUGACUAUCCCUGACAUGAUCACCGCCGUAUCUUUCACACCGGAUGGAAAGUAUGCACUAGCAGGCUGUCUAAAUGGACUCUGUGCCAUCUAUGAGACUGAUGGAAUGAAACCAUUUUCACAACUCCAUGUUCGGUCUGCUCGUGGUAAGAACGCCAAAGGAAGCAAAAUCACCGGUAUAGAUACAAUCAUCCAGCCACCUUCAAAUGAGAAUGGUGCCGUGAAACUCCUAGUCACCAGCAACGACUCACGGAUUCGCCUUUAUAACUUCAAAGAUAGAACAUUAGAAGCCAAAUUCCGUGGAAACGAGAAUACUUCCAGUCAGAUUCGCGCCAGCUUUAGUAGUGACGGACAGUAUGCCAUCUGUGGAAGUGAGGACGGCCGAGUUUAUAUUUGGCCUCUGGAUUCAACGGAAAAAUACCCCGACAAACGGCCGAUUGAGUUCUUCGACGCCCACAGUUCGAUUGUGACCACUGCCAUAAUGGCUCCUACGGUUAGUAAGAGGGUUUUGGGAUCAACUGGGGAUCUAUUAUAUGACCUCUGUAACCCCCCUCCAGUUACCUUAGUUAGCGCUACAGCGUCAAUUAUUUCAAAAGACCAGGCACGAAAUGAUGAGGAGCCUGUACCACCACCAACACCGCAAUCCCUCCAACCUCCUAGCCAACAAAAAGUGGAGGAGUCUCCAGCAUAUGUUGCACGAUCUGCUCAUCCGGGCGGUAACAUCAUUGUGACAGCUGAUUACCAUGGCACAAUCAAGAUAUUCCGACAAGAUUGCGGCUAUCACAAACGUCGACAUGAACUUUGGGAAACUAAUUCUACAUUCUCUAGGAAACUCUUGGGUCGUACGAAUUCGGUGUCUACACGACACAGCGUAGCAUCUUCGAUUGGCAGGGAAUCAAAAACCCCUUCGGAACGAAUUUUGUCGUGGCGAAACUCCGUAGUAGGUGGCCCUGGCAAUCGCAGUGUUGAUAAUCUACGUGGAACCCUUCAAUCUGCCGGGCGUAGUGGCUCUCCUUCCAAACCACGGAAUGCUUUUGUGGACACGCCUAAGCCCACUAUAACAAAUUCACCAGCCUCUCAACGAUUCAGUGGUGGGACUUCAUACAACCAACCCACACCACCUACAAGGUUGCUCGGCAUCAUUCAGUCUGAAGGGACAACUCCGUUCGGUCCCAAGGACGAAACUCCUCGACCUUUCGAGUUUAACACAAACGGGGGAGACCAGAGCUAUAUAACAUGGAAUAGGGCGCAGCCAGAUGUUGGUCAAGAGGAAUACAGCAGUACCAGUGGCUUUAACAGUAACGACGUUCCUAGUGAUGACGAUGUUGAAUAUGAGGAAGAGCUAGGGUGUUCUCAGUGCCAGGGCACGAAUUUCAGAGCCACUCGACUUAAAAAUGGGGAGCAGAGGACCGGAGACAUGGUUUACCUAACGACAUCACAAGACUAUCUCAAGCAGUCAUCAUUAUUACUGGAAGCAUACCCAGACACAACCCGAAUAACCACCAAAUACUCAUACCCCAAAAGACCAUCAGCGAAAGAAAGAUCCAAAGCAAAGUCGAAAGCAGCAACUUCAGAGUCCACCGAAGCUACAGAGCGGACGGCCGCGCCUGCAACACUUACCUUAAAAACAUUCAACCCCACCACAGGAAUAUGUCUGAAAUACCGGACGAACAAGGCCGCAGAGGUGGGCAGGUUGAUCGCCGGGUUGGGCAAAUUGAGUAGCGGUGCCCCGAUUGAAGAUUUUGUACCGACGCAGGUACCGGGUGGGACUGCAGUGGGUGGGACUGAAGAUGUUGAUAUGCUUGAAGUUUCGACACAGGGUCUUGCAUCGGCGCCAGUAGGAGAAGAAAAGGAUGGGAGGCUGUACGGAGUAAUUAUUGCUUGGACAGUGGUAAAUCACAUAUACCGCAUCCCAGGUUGGACAAAAACAUAA